Messenger RNA from Ooceraea biroi (clonal raider ant), 1838 nucleotides. It is a transcript of the gene mst, whose product is annotated as misato mitochondrial distribution and morphology regulator. Gene Ontology annotation, cellular component: mitochondrion; cytoplasm. The record is from RefSeq and is a predicted model, not a curated record. Gene Ontology annotation, biological process: mitochondrion organization. Lineage: Eukaryota; Metazoa; Arthropoda; Insecta; Hymenoptera; Formicidae.
AUGAGAGAUUGCCAGGCCUGCGCGUAUACCAAUGGCUGAGAACAAGAGGAAAGAGCGGACAAUUGUUCAAUAAAUAAUUAUUUAAAAGAAACAUAUCAACAAGAUGACAACGCGAGAAAUAUUGACUAUUCAAUUGGGUCAUUAUUCGAAUUUCGUCGGUGCGCAUUGGUGGAACCUACAGGAAUCGAAUUUUACGUACGACGCUAAAAGUCCAUCUGAAAUAAACCACGAUGUUUUGUACAGAGAAGGUGAAAACAUGCGUAAACAAGUUACGUUCACGCCACGGCUGUUAACAGUAGAUUUAAAAGGGGCACAGGGCUACUUGAGCGAGCAAGGUACUUUGUAUGAGACAGAUCCUCUGGAUGAUCAGCUUCUAUGGGACAAAACCAAAUUGGAGAUCACCAGCUUCGAACCUAGUCCCAAGACACCUUUUAUACAAAGUUUAGAUGGAUCCCGUGGACCCAAUGAAUCCGCGGACUCGCACGCUUUUGACUUUGAGAACGAUGUGAAGUCGUGGGUCGACUAUCUGUUACCUUCGUUUCAUCCAAGAACAGUGAAUAUCGCCAAGGAAUAUUUGCAUAACUCUGCAGAACGGUCGUUCGAUCUGUUUACCUAUGGUCGUGAUUUGUGGACCACCGAGCAGUUUUCCGACGAUUUCUCGGAUAGGAUACGGUCAUACGUCGAAGAAUGUGACUUCAUGCAGGGAUUUCAGGUGCUUGUGGAUUCUAUUGAUGGCUUCGCUGGUCUCGGAGCAUCUUGUAUCCAAUAUCUGCGUGACGAGUAUGGAAAGAGUAUCCUGGCGUUUCCGUGUCUGGACUACAACAGUAGCGAACCCAGCGCAGCGGAUUUAAUCAAGAUCGUCAAUACAGCGCUAUGUUGGCAACACAUUGGGGAACAUUCGUCACUUUACAGUCCAUUGUCUUGCGGGCAGGUGGGUUGGCCGUUUGCAACCGAUUCACGUAAAUUCGAGAACGUAACGUACGACCCAACGCUCAAGUAUCACAGCAGCGCGAUACUGGCGACUGCUCUGGACACGUUGACGCUAAGAUACAGAACUAAAAAGUACGCAAACGCUAGUUUGUCUGAUCUGUGCGCUGACUUGAACAAGCUGGGUCGCAAAGCGGCGGCGACUAGUUUGAGCCUGCCGUUUCCCAUGAGAUUCAACGUGGAUUUAAUAGACAUGCUGGACGAUUUGGAGGAAUCCUUGUGGACAAGCUUGACGCCGAGCUGCGAGAUACCGGCAGAUAACAGCAUGCAGAGCAUAGCGUUACGAGGAGUUGCCAAAGACCGGAUGAAGCGACCCAUUCAGGAAGCCAGCAAACAGAUGUCCAAACCAGCCUACAGAUGUUCCAGUGUACACGAGAUGAUGACGCUGUAUCUCGCGUGUACGUGUCACGCGUCGGCCACGUACUUGUCCGACGUCGAGGCACCGCUAAAAAUUUCCAUACCGUACCCAAAGAUUUUUAAUAACAACGUAACCGAGGACGGAAACAUUGCUGAUUGGCCGACAGCAACAGAUGUUAAAUCGGUUGCGGUGAUGGCUGGUCUGCACAGCGGCAGUAAGGUCGCGGCGAUGUACGAAUCUCUCCUCAAGCAAACCAAAAGGAUAAGAAGUAUUAAGAAGUUACACGCCUUUACAGAUUCCGGACUGGAGGAAGAUGAGUUUAUCGAGUGCGUUCACAAUUUGGCAAAUUGUAAAGAGGCGUACGAAGAUUGUUAUAUUUGAAACAAAUUUCUAAAUAAAUUAUUCGGUGUAAUCUCAGCGAUGCCCCGGUGCUGCGACCUGGGAUUACGUUCGCGAUAUUUUAUUCAAUAAAAAUUUUUGCAACAGAUUGAAA